AUAAACAUCCCAAAGACACUAAUCAUAGUGAUAACACAAGGCAAGAAGUCGAAUAACGCUUUCUCACGCUACAACCAAGUUCAGUUCGAACAAUGGAUGAUGAUAGCAAAUACAAAUAUCUUUUUAAGGUGGUUCUGAUAGGCGACGCAUCUGUUGGCAAGACCUGUUUGCUUCGACGUUAUGCUAAAGGAUUAUUCAUCGGUAACCCAGGAGCUACAAUAGGAGUUGAUUUUAUGAUGAAAAAUGUCGACAUUAACGAUGAAGUAAUUAAGCUCCAAUUAUGGGAUACCGCCGGCCAAGAGAGGUUUCGAUCACUUACUCAUAGUUACUAUAAUAACGCUCAUGCAGUCGUCAUCGUCUAUGACAUCACAAAUAAGCGGUCUUUUGAAAAUCUACCAUCGUGGUUGGACGAUGUUCAUAGAUAUUGUAAAAAAGAUGCAAUCAAGUUGCUAGUGGGAAAUAAAAAAGACUUGAAUGAUAAACGCGAAGUUGAUUGCAAUAUGGCAAAGGAGAUUGGUUCUGCAUGUGAUAUUGUUACCAUGGAAACGUCAGCUAAAGAUGAUGAAAACGUUGAUAUUCUGUUUGACAGCAUCGCGAUGGAACUGAGUCAAAGACUCAAGAACACGGAUGACGAAGAAAGACCUGUUGCUUUAUCCAAGGACGUACAAACUAUUACCAUCAAAACCAACACCAAUAACUGCAUAAACAAUAAUAGUGAAAAACUUGCGUACCCAACAAGUUGUUGUAAAAUGUGAGGCUCCGGAUACAGUGUAUGCAUGAAUUAAUUUGCGCACAUAGUCAUAGCCAAACGCAAUUUAAUGCAAGAAAAGUUCAAAAUGCGUUUGCCUGAAA
This is a messenger RNA of Dendronephthya gigantea, 852 nucleotides long. RefSeq names its product ras-related protein Rab-30-like. The transcript is spliced from 2 exons. Gene Ontology annotation, cellular component: trans-Golgi network. The record is from RefSeq and is a predicted model, not a curated record. Bases 93 to 755 code for a protein of 220 amino acids. NCBI's taxonomy places the organism in Eukaryota, Metazoa, Cnidaria, Anthozoa, Malacalcyonacea, Nephtheidae. Gene Ontology annotation, molecular function: GTP binding; GTPase activity.